GCUGUGCCAGGCGAGCCGGAGGGGUGCUCCGCGCUCCCCCGCCCUCCUUCCGGGAGCGAGGAUGCAGACUCUAGAACUGGUGCUGCUGGGCUGAGGAGGAGGCAGGGGAGUUGCAACGCGAGUGUGUCUCCUGCGCGCCCAGAGGCGGGGGGAGGCGGAGGACCAGGAGGCGGAGGAGGAGGGGGAGAAUGCCUGGAGCUGCCGCCGCCGCCGCCGCGAUGCUCCCGGCUCAGGAGGCUGCCAAGCUGUACCACACCAACUAUGUGCGGAACUCGCGGGCCAUCGGCGUGCUGUGGGCCAUCUUCACCAUCUGCUUUGCCAUCGUCAACGUGGUGUGCUUCAUCCAGCCCUACUGGAUCGGCGACGGCGUGGAUACCCCGCAAGCCGGCUAUUUCGGGCUCUUUCACUACUGCAUCGGCAACGGCUUCUCCCGGGAGCUGACCUGCAGGGGCAGCUUCACGGACUUCUCCACGCUGCCCUCGGGCGCCUUCAAAGCUGCCUCGUUCUUCAUCGGCCUCUCCAUGAUGCUCAUCAUCGCCUGUAUCGUUUGCUUUACCCUCUUCUUCUUCUGCAACACAGCCACCGUGUAUAAGAUCUGUGCUUGGAUGCAGCUCACCUCCGCUGCCUGUCUUGUGCUCGGCUGUAUGAUUUUCCCCGAUGGCUGGGAUUCAGAUGAAGUAAAACGGAUGUGUGGGGAAAAGACAGACAAGUACACUCUCGGGGCCUGCUCCGUCCGCUGGGCGUACAUCCUGGCUAUCAUUGGAAUAUUGGAUGCCCUGAUCCUCUCAUUUCUCGCGUUUGUGCUCGGGAACCGACAAGACAGCUUGAUGGCGGAGGAACUGAAGGCAGAAAACAAAGAUGACGGGAAUGCUUAAAGCAAACUAAGGUAGUGUAAGACCACACCAUUUCUGCUAAGCCAAUAUUCUCUAGAAUGAGCACAAAACAAGUCAAACAACAGCUAAACAAACAGCUUUGUACAUCAACAUCAAGAAGGAAGACACUUGGGAGAGACCAGAGUCCAGAGACGAAUAUGCACAAAGUCUACUUGUCGACACACCUGCUAAUCUAGGUCAGCAGAGCUGCGGUGGUUUUCCGAGCGGAGCUACGACUACGGAUUAAACACCAGCUCACUGGAAACUGUCAUUAAAUAAGAUCAGAUAACAUUCAUGAAAAUCAUAAUCAGGAAAUAGUUUAAGAAAGAAGAAUACACACCUGCUAGAAUUAACAUGUAAAAUACGUAUGUACUGAGGUUUAUAAGCUGUCCUUUUUAAAUCAAACUGAAAACAAAAAAAAGCUUUAAUCUUUCAAUAUUACUAAAAGAAACACAAGGGCAGUUAGUUCUAGAUUAUUCCUGUCUCAGUAGCCAAGAAGCUGAUUAAGGGUCAUUUAUUGAGAAAUGCCCCUGAUCUUUGGUUCCUCAACAUUAUUGUCCACUCAUUUCACUGUGCAAUUAGUUACAACCACUUGGUUAUUAAGAGGUGUAGCCCCUCAAACUUCCUGCCAAGUGUGUGUUCAGUUUAAUCUGUCUGAGUCAUCGCCAAGGAAAUGUUUCUGCCGUGUGCUAUGACUCCAUCAAACUGUGAAUACUAGGAAGUAUACCGUCACAUGAUAGGUUCCCGUAGAUGCCCCUGUCAUUGAUGAAACAGCAUCAAGGAACUCUGAACAGUAAAGAAAGUUUCUUUUCACCUGGAUGCUCUCUCAUGUAAUAUACAGGCUGCUAUCAAAUAGACACCUUUUCUAGUUCCCCUCGAAUAUGCAUAGGAAUUUAAUAUACUUUACUAGUAGAUACCUAAAAUAUGAGUUCUCUAUUUCUUUAUUCUGUAUGUCAUUAGAAACCCAUAUCCUUUAAUUCCUUUACUGACAUAUACUCAUUUUUGUUUUGAUAAAAGAAAUUGUUCCAUUAAAUCUACUUCUAAAUAAGAGUAAGUGGUACUAACAAAAUAAAUAAAAACAACUUUAUAGCCUUAGAAGUAAAUAACUCUAUACUUAUACAUGUCAAAAGGACUUGAUAGAAAUAAGUUACCUUUUGUUUAUUAAUGUUGAUUUGGAAAGUUCUCAUAUGUUUUCUUUCCUUUGGGUUAGCCAAUGAUUGGUAGUAGUUACAACUCACCACCUGUCUUCAAGGAUCUUUUCCCCCAGGUACCCCCAACCAUUGCCCUCAUAACAUCUCCUGCUUAAAUCCAACACCAGAGAAACGCUUAAUAUUGAAGUAGUUCUUUGUCUGAGGGUAAACACAAGCUGAGGUGCACAUGAAGGGGGCUCUGUGGAAGAGCCCAGAUUAUAUACCUGAGCACAAACACACACACACACACACACACACACACACACACACACACACAUAGAAUGUCUUCACUCACGGGCUCAGAUAAGGUUGAAUUCGCAUUUGUCGCUAGAACAUCAGGUGGAGCCUAACGUAGAAUCAGGGUUUCCCUCUUUUGUGCUCACAUAAAACCACAUUCGUAUUUUUAGCCAUGUUUUCACCAUGAGCCAAAGGUUUCAAAUGGCUAAAAGUACAUUACAGAUACACUCAAGUGCUCAAGGAAGUAAAACCCAGUUCACAGAGGUGUGACUUUCCUAAAGAACUAUAUUAAGGGAACACUUGGUCUCUAUAACUACAGUAUAAGUCAUUCUGGGGGCUCUUUGUUGUCCGGAUGCAUUCUAAAUAUCCUACUUACUAAUUGAAUUACACACAACUUUUACUUUGUUUCAUUUUUCGAGACAGGGUUUCUCUGUGUAGCCCUGGCUAUUCUGGAACUCUCUCUGUAGACCAGACUGGCCUCAAACUACACACAACUUCUUUUAAAAUAUCAUCUUUUAUUUAAGGGGAGACAUCUCAUAAUCUACACUAAAAACAGAAGGUUUUAGACUCCUCUAACCUAUGUAAACUAUGGUUCUGUCUGGAGUCUUACAUCACUAGCAGUAAUGUUUAAAAAAAUUAAAAGUUCUUCCUCGCCACAUGAGAAUUUCUUUAAGAGAUUUUUGCCAUGAAACCUAAGUGUAAUUUAGCAUACCACCGAGCUAUGAAGAUGGGUCAUUGAUGAUAUACCAUUUGUACAUAGAUAAUAUACAUGUAAAUCACUAAAUGUUAAGUAUAAGAAGUAUGUUUUUACCUUUCAAAAAAAAAGACUCCCUUUCUCAUUCUGUUCCGUUAUAUUAUGUCCAAAAGUUGUGUGCAAUUUUUUUAAGGUCCAGGAAAUGUAAAGAAAUUUAUUGGAAUAUCUGAAUUUCUGUAAAAAAAAUAAAAAAUAAGA
This is a messenger RNA of Microtus oregoni (creeping vole), 3251 nucleotides long. Its product is annotated as LHFPL tetraspan subfamily member 3 protein. Gene Ontology annotation, cellular component: plasma membrane. Lineage: Eukaryota; Metazoa; Chordata; Mammalia; Rodentia; Cricetidae. The transcript has 4 exons. Bases 189 to 875 code for a protein of 228 amino acids. Gene Ontology annotation, biological process: sensory perception of sound. The record is from RefSeq and is a predicted model, not a curated record.